Pseudovirgaria hyperparasitica is the source of this 987-nucleotide messenger RNA. RefSeq names its product terpenoid cyclases/Protein prenyltransferase. Gene Ontology annotation, molecular function: Rab geranylgeranyltransferase activity. The coding region runs from base 1 to 987 and encodes 328 amino acids. Gene Ontology annotation, biological process: protein geranylgeranylation. The record is from RefSeq and is a predicted model, not a curated record. The transcript has 4 exons. Gene Ontology annotation, cellular component: Rab-protein geranylgeranyltransferase complex. Lineage: Eukaryota; Fungi; Ascomycota; Dothideomycetes; Acrospermales; Acrospermaceae.
AUGUCUCUAGCGUCUGGUCCUGGACGUGGCGGGAGCUUUAUUGAGCACUUACCACCGGAAUUGCGAUUGGUCAUCGACAAACAUGUUACAUAUGUUCAAAGCCUAGAUACCCGCAAAGACGAACUCGAAUACUGGUUAACGGAACACCUACGCCUUAGUGGACUUUACUGGGGCUUGACCGCUCUGCAUCUCCUGAGACGCCCGGACGCCCUCCCAAGAGAUGGCAUCCUGGAAUACGUCAUCUCAUGCCUGAGCGAUAGUGGAGGAUUUGGUGCUGCUCCGAACCAUGAUCCCCAUAUUCUUUAUACUGUUAGUGGUGUGCAAAUUCUAGCCAUGAUCGAUGGCUUUGAAGAGCUGGACCGCCGCGUCCAAGACAUUGCAAAUCUCCAAACGGACUCUGGCACCUUCACAGGCGAUGAAUGGGGUGAGACAGACACUAGGUUCCUGUAUGGAGCGCUCAAUGCCCUUUCUCUCCUUGGUCGCAUGGACCUCGUGGACGUAGACAAAGCUGUGAAACACAUCCAGCUCUGUGCUAACUUCGAUGGUGGCUAUGGUACUAGUCCUGGGGCCGAGUCUCAUGCUGGUCAGAUCUUCACCUGCGUAUCUGCACUGGCUAUCGCCGGUCGAUUGGACUUGGUAGACCGUGACAAGCUUGGAGAGUGGUUAUCAGAGCGUCAGCUCCCGAACGGUGGGCUCAAUGGGAGACCUGAAAAACAAGAAGACGUAUGCUAUAGCUGGUGGGUCCUGAGUAGUCUUGCUACCAUAGGCAGAUUACACUGGAUAGACCGCGACAAGCUUCGUGACUUCAUCUUGCAAUGUCAAGACUUUGAACUAGGCGGUAUAGCUGAUAGGCCUGGAGAUAUGGUAGACGUCUUUCACACCGUGUUCGGUAUCGCUGGACUAAGCUUGCUCGCCUACUCGAGAAGCCAUGAGUCCAAUGCACUGACACAUGAUAUGCCGACUUUGGCAGAGGUAGACCCUCAAUAG